Thalassophryne amazonica is the source of this 1500-nucleotide messenger RNA. RefSeq names its product crystallin, beta B1, like 2 (gene crybb1l2). The transcript is spliced from 6 exons. Gene Ontology annotation, molecular function: structural constituent of eye lens. The coding region runs from base 269 to 931 and encodes 220 amino acids. Gene Ontology annotation, biological process: lens development in camera-type eye; visual perception. The record is from RefSeq and is a predicted model, not a curated record. NCBI's taxonomy places the organism in Eukaryota, Metazoa, Chordata, Actinopteri, Batrachoidiformes, Batrachoididae.
GUCACUGUCUCCUCUUGUGUUCUUGAUCUCCAUCUCCUCAUAUCCUUCUACUUCUCUUUCUGCCCAAACAUCUCUCUCUGUUUGAUGGUGGGGUAUUUCUAUUCUAUGGGGCUGUGAGCUCAGCGAGUUUGUUUCUGUCUCUAUAAUCCCCCGUCUCUGAGCGCCAGCAUAUGAAAGCCAUGAGGGGCCCAGCGCCCGGCACGCUCUGACACGGAUCACCGGUCUGAGCCCAGAGUCUGCUCCUCUGCACACACAGGACACAGUCAUCAUGUCUGCUGGAGGAGACAAGUCACAGGGUUCUUCCCAACCUGAUGGAAAGACAGCUCAGAACAAGAUAUAUGAGAUGGGCAUGAUGUCCUAUAAGAUGUUUGUGUAUGACCAGGAGAACUUCCAGAGCCGCUGUAUGGAGAUCAUCAACGAGUGUAUGAAUGUGUGUGACAUGGGAAUGGACAGAGUGCGCUCCCUGCGUGUUGACUACCUACCCUUUGUGGGCUUUGAGCAGAUGAAUUUCUGUGGUGAGAUGUUCAUCCUGGAGAAAGGCGAGUACCCCCGCUGGGACUCGUGGAGCAACUGCCAGAAGAAUGACUACCUGCUGUCCUUCAGACCUGACCGUAUGGAUCCCGAGAAGCAUAAGAUCUGCCUGCAUGAGGUUGGAGAGUUCAAAGGUCGUAAGAUGGAGAUCAUGGACGAUGAUGUCCCCAGUCUAUUGAGUUAUGGUUUCACCGACAGAGUGGGCAGUGUCAUGGUCAGCUGUGGAACCUGGGUGGGCUACCAGUUUCCUGGCUACCGUGGCAGCCAGUACCUGCUGGAUAAAGGGGACUACAGGCAUUUCAACGAAUGUGGCGCCCGUUGUCCCCAGAUGCAGUCCAUAAGGCGUAUCCGCGACAUGCAGUGGCAUGAGCACGGCUGCUACACCAUGUCCUCCAAGUGAAAGCUUGGGAGGGCGAGGAAGAGAGCGAUGGAUGGAGACACGAGGGUCAAGGACAGAGACAGAGCAGGAGGAUCGAGACGCAAAAAGGAGAGAAAGAGGGAAAGAGUGUAACAUUUUUUUGUCCUCCUUCCCACAAUUCCUUGAAGGCAGGAUAAGGAGAGAACACUUUUAGCUUGUUAUUUUACCCCGAUGGAAAAUAGCAACCUAUAGCCAGUAAUGAUGACUGCAUAUGAUGAUACAUUCUCUCCAUUUUUAUCCUCCCUCUCUCGCCAUCUCUGUUUGUUGGCUCCCUUGACCCCAUCUUCCUCUCUCCAACCCUCCCUCCCCCUCACACAUUUCUUUUUCAGCAUCACACCAUUUUCUGCCCUGACUCAGUGACUGACUGAAGGAGCAUCCGUGUGGUUUUCUGUGCGUUUAUGUGGAGGAGGAUCUGAUACUGAAGGAAGCGGAGAGUUUGUGUGAUCAGAUUAACCGCUCUCUCUGAAGCCACAUUAACCCUGAACCACAAUAAAGCCUCUCACAUCCUGCUCCGUUUGAAAUGCCUCCCUACCAAACACACGCGCGCCAUU